Pocillopora verrucosa is the source of this 1855-nucleotide messenger RNA. Its product is annotated as proline dehydrogenase 1, mitochondrial-like. Gene Ontology annotation, cellular component: mitochondrion. The record is from RefSeq and is a predicted model, not a curated record. Gene Ontology annotation, molecular function: calcium ion binding; proline dehydrogenase activity; FAD binding. NCBI's taxonomy places the organism in Eukaryota, Metazoa, Cnidaria, Anthozoa, Scleractinia, Pocilloporidae.
GUUCAUACGUUCACCAUGGCGAGGAAUGUUGUGUGUUGCCGGUCGUGGGGAACAAAACUUCUUCUUAACGGAAGGUCAUCGAAUACUCGAACAUUGCUAUUUUCAUUAAGAAGAGGUAAUCACAGCGUUGCUGAAGUUUCAAGAACUGCCACAAUUUCUCCUGAAAGGGAUCACACCUCCACCAGUCCCGACAAAACAGUUAGUGGAUUGAGCUUCAACGACGGCAAAAACGCGUUCCGAUCGAAAACGACGUGGGAGAUUGUUCGGGCUUUGGCCAUAUUUAGACUGUGCACCUUCGAUAUUCUAGUGAAUAAGAACAAAGAGUUGCUUCAGUUUGGUCAAAAGAUUCUUGGAAAGCAUUUGUUCAGGAAGUUAAUGAAGGCCUCUUUUUAUGGUCAUUUUGUGGCUGGUGAAGAUCAAGAAGCAAUCAAGCCAGCAAUUUAUAAUUUGGAGAAGUUUGGAGUUGGUGCAAUUUUAGAUUAUUCUGUGGAAGAGGACUUGUCAGAAAAUGAAACCAAAAGUCACAUGGGACAAAAUACUGAAGAUUCUGUAGAUCCAUCAGAUGAACACGACAAAUACAAACCCCAUGAAGAAUUUGCAGAUAGGAGGAAAGGAGUGUACAGUGCUCGGACAUAUUUUUAUGAAGGGGAAGAAGAGUGUGAAAAGAGAGUCGACACAUUCUUGAAAUGCAUUGAUGCAGCAGAAAGUGCUUCCAAGGAUGGCUUUGCUGCAAUCAAGGUUACAGCCUUAGGAAGGCCUCAGAUACUUAUGCGAAUCUCAGAAAUUCUGAAUCAGACACAGUACUUCUUUGAUCAUCUGGCUUCAGAUUCUGUCUUGAUGGAUAAGAUUGGAAACAGUGUUGCCAGAGACAAGUUCUUUGAAGGCCUGAAAACACUUGGGGUUGAGACGAGUCCAGAAGAAGCAAACAGAAUAUUUGACUUAAUUGACACCAACAAGUCAGGUGAUAUUGAUGUCAUAGAAUGGCAUGAGUUCUUAACCCCGCAGCUGAAACUUUCUCAGUUAUUCAGGGCAAAGCCACAGGGUGAUGAGAAGUCAGGAAGGCCGAUAAUUUCAGCUCUGACAGACGAAGAACUUAUUCAAAUGGAAAAUAUGGCAAACAGACUAACAACUCUUGCUGAGCAUGCUUCAAAAACUGGUGUGAGGCUUAUGGUUGAUGCUGAGCAAACCUACUUUCAACCUGCCAUAAGACAUCUCACUUUAGACUUGAUGAGGAAGUUUAACAAGGAAACACCACUUGUGCUGAACACAUACCAGUGUUAUUUAAAGGACACCUACACAAAGAUACAAACAGACAUGGAAUUGGCAAGACGGGAAGGAUACAUGUUUGGUGCCAAGCUUGUGCGAGGUGCUUACAUGGAGCAAGAGCGCCUUAGGGCCAGCACAAUAGGCUACCCUGACCCAAUCCACCCAAGCUACAAGGCAACCAGCAAAUGUUUUGAUGAAGUUUUGAAUGCUGUGUUAGAGGAAACCAAAAGAGGAAAUGCUAAUGUUCUUGUGGCAACUCACAAUGAGAAUUCCAUCAAGGUGGCCAUCAACAGGAUGCAUGAGUUGGGAAUUUCACCUCAGGAAAGGAAAGUCUUCUUUGGACAGCUCUUUGGAAUGUCUGAUGCAAUUUCAUUUACAUUAGGUAAUGAAGGGUAUGCUGUGUACAAGUAUGUGCCAUUUGGGCCUGUGGAAGAUGUUCUGCCAUACCUCUCGCGAAGGGCCAUGGAAAAUAAAGGCCUCUUAAAGGGGGUGCUCAAAGAGAGAGGCCUUCUCUGGGGGGAGCUUAAAAGGAGGUUCCAAGAGGGAGAGCUGACAUACAACCCAGCAUUGUGAGAUGAUAUUGGUUCUU